UUUUUUUGUUUAUUAUUAUUAUUUUCUAAUUCUUCUCAAACAUGGACACCAUUACCAACCGAUUAGGUCUACAAUCUUCCAAAGUCGAUGAAUCUCGAGAGAAUCAAGCUGAGAUUCUUGAUGAACAAGAACAAGAACAAUUGUUACAGGACUUGCGAAAACAAAAUGAAGAAUCCAACUUGAUGAUUCAAUCUGGUUUACUUUUUGUAGGUGUUCUUGUCUGUGCCAUAUUUAUUGUCUAUCUCUAUGAAGUGUAUACUCAUGAAGAUUUUACUAAAGGAGGUAGAUUACCUUUUCCCUUCUUAUCAACUCCGGUAUCAUCUCAAGUGGGGUUACCUUAUCUUGGUGUCUUGCUUAGUAUUGGUUCUCUAUUAGCAACAAUGGCAACGUUGAUGUUGACCUGUCGGGUGACUUUUUCUGAUCUAGUACAUAUGAGUCCUUCACAACGUGGUACGGGUCAACUUCAUCUGACUGGAAGUAUAUCAUCAAUAGCUAUGGGAUCAGUGAUGCCUUUGUUAUGUCUCUUUAGUAUCAAGGUAACCUGGGUAGAAGUGAUUUUUUGGUUGUUACCAUUGAUGAUGUUGGCUAUGGAUUUAUUGGCGAUAUAUAUGAUGGGACAAGUGAAUGCUGACUUUACUGAAUUGGAAAAAUCAAGAUACAAGUAUAAGGGUGCCUGAUAUGUAUUGAUAUUCUUGGAUAGAUAGAUAGAAAAUCUGUGAUUGAUAUGUAUAUAUAUGUAUAUCUCUUUAUAUAGUGUAGUUUUACUUUGAUACCUUUUUUUUUUUUUUUUUUAUUUUUU
Molecule: messenger RNA, 799 nt
Organism: Halteromyces radiatus
Lineage: Eukaryota; Fungi; Mucoromycota; Mucoromycetes; Mucorales; Cunninghamellaceae
Exons: 4
Coding region: 42-677 (211 amino acids)
Source: RefSeq, a predicted model, not a curated record